AAAUCUAUCAAGAAAUCGAAUAUAGCCCGAAAAAUAUGUACAUCGCCAUCUUUCUCGUGUUUCUCGUCCCCUUCUCUCGUUCCGUAAAUUUCCAACUUCCCCAGUUCGGUUCCGACGUGAGCCUCGUACUCCUCGAGGGCGAUGCCGAAAACUCCGUCGGGGAAAUCGAAUUCACCAACAUCGAUUACGUAUGUCGCGUGGGCCGUGUCAUCUACAACGGAAAAGUACCACUUUGGGACGACGACGACGACGACUCGAAAAAACUCGCGGAUUUCACCACACAUUUUUCGUUCACCGUCGACACACGGAACGCCUCAUCCUUCGGCCACGGCCUCUCGUUUUUCCUCGCGCCUUUGGGCUUCCAAAUCCCGCCAAACUCCGCGGGCGGCUACUUAGGCCUUUUCAACACCACCACCAUCAAUUCGAACCGGACACAAAUCGUUUCGGUGGAGUUCGACUCGUUUUCCAACGGAUGGGACCCGAAUUACACCCACGUUGGCAUCAACGUAAACUCGGUUACUUCUAUCGUAACAACACCAUGGAAUCUCACUCUAUAUAGUGGGAAACUUGCGGAUGCUUGGAUUAGCUAUAACGGCACCACGAGAAACUUGAGCGUGUCGUUGACCUAUGGGGGCGAGUCGAAUUCAAGCCUCUCUUACCUGAUAGACUUGAGAGAGGUUCUUCCUCAGUGGGUCACCAUCGGCAUCUCCGCCUCCACGGGGGUUAAUGUCGAACAACACACGCUCGGAUCGUGGGACUUCAGUUCGAGCCUAGACAUAAACGGGACGGAUGCAAAUAAUAACGCGAAAAUGAUCGGAUUCAUUGUCGGUUUAUCUCUGUCCGUAUGCGUUCUCAUUGCCGGGGGAGUGCUAGCGUAUGUCGUUUUGAGGAAAAAACGGAGACAUGGUUUCGUCGACAAAAACAAUCCGGAGGCGGCUAACUUGACAUCGAUGAAUGACGAUCUCGAGAGAGGAGCGGGGCCGAGAAGAUUUUCUUACAAAGACCUCGCUUCGGCGACGAGUAAUUUCUCAGACAAGAAAAAAUUGGGGGAGGGUGGAUUCGGAGGGGUGUACAAGGGGUACCUCAUCGACCUCGAUAUCCCGAUUGCCGUGAAGAAAUCAUCCAAGCAAUCCAAGCACGGGCGAAAGCAAUACAUAACCGAGGUGAAGAUCAUUAGCAUGUUGAGGCACCGAAACUUGGUGCAGCUAAUCGGGUGGAGCCACGACCAGGGCGAGUUCUUGCUCGUGUAUGAGUUCAUGCCCAACGGCAGCCUCGAUCAUCACCUCUUUGGGAAAAAGAGCAUUCUUUCUUGGACCCAAAGGUACAAAAUUGCCCUCGGGUUGGCCUUCGCUCUGCUCUAUCUCCACGAGGAGGGGGACCAGUGCGUGGUGCAUAGAGACAUCAAAUCGAGCAACGUAAUGCUCGAUUUGAGUUUCAAUGUCAAGCUUGGCGACUUUGGUCUAGCCCGACUCAUGGAUCACGGGCUUGGCCCACAAACCACGGGCCUAGCUGGGACAUUCGGCUAUAUGGCGCCAGAAUAUGUCAGCAGUCGCAGAGCCAGCAAAGAGUCAGAUGUGUACAGUUUUGGGGUUGUGGUGCUCGAGAUUGCCACCGGAAAAAAAUCGAUCGAUCCGUUGAAUGAGGAGUCGAAUAUAAGUUUGGUGGAGUGGGUUUGGGAAAUGUAUGGUAAUGGGGAGCUUCUUUCGUGUGUGGACGAGUGCGCGCGAGUCGAUUUCGAUACGAAACAAGCGGAGCGUUUGAUGAUAGUCGGGUUGUGGUGUGCUCACCCCGACUUUAGCCAAAGGCCGUCGAUAAGGCAAGCUAGCAGUGUCCUCAAUUUCGAAGCGGAUUUGCCCAAACUCGAGACCAAAAUGCCGGUGCCCGGGUUUAAUGCGCCUAACGUCCCGUUAGUUGGCUCGAGUGACGCUUCGAUUACUACCUCGAGUAUCAACGUGGGUCGAUAG
Messenger RNA from Erythranthe guttata (spotted monkey flower), 1964 nucleotides. RefSeq names its product L-type lectin-domain containing receptor kinase IX.1. Gene Ontology annotation, biological process: protein phosphorylation. The record is from RefSeq and is a predicted model, not a curated record. Gene Ontology annotation, molecular function: carbohydrate binding; protein kinase activity; ATP binding. Lineage: Eukaryota; Viridiplantae; Streptophyta; Magnoliopsida; Lamiales; Phrymaceae.